Messenger RNA from Suillus plorans, 3345 nucleotides. RefSeq lists its product as uncharacterized. NCBI's taxonomy places the organism in Eukaryota, Fungi, Basidiomycota, Agaricomycetes, Boletales, Suillaceae. The transcript is spliced from 14 exons. The record is from RefSeq and is a predicted model, not a curated record. The coding region runs from base 1 to 3345 and encodes 1114 amino acids.
AUGCCUGAUGGAGAAUUCUCCCACCUUGAUGUUUGGACACCUGCUGAGGUGAACAAAUGGGUCUGCAACCUUUGUCAGGACAAUAAGCCCCAUGAUCGGCGAGCAGUGCAGAAGCAUGAGAGGACCUGGUCACAUCAAGAUGCAGUCAAAUAUCAUUCGAGAAGGCAGCAGCAUCACAGGAAUGGUUCAAUGGUACCUGAAGCUCAAUCUAACUCCAUCAUCGAGCUACGUUGUCUUCUCGAUGACAUGGCUAGCACUCCCAAUUUUGAGCCGGGUGACUCAGCAGACAACAUUGACAACUACUCAGUCACGAAGGCAAUGAUCGUGCAAGGUUUAAGAGACUUUUUAGAUGAAGAUGACCUCUCAGAUGAUCAGGGAGCCGAAAUAUCAGAAGAUGAAGAAGUUUUUACGGGGCAGACAUGGCACGAUGAUGACAACCAGGCUGGUGAUGCUUCUAUUGGAACUGGCAGUGAUAGAAAGUGUUCUCGAAAUCAAAUCGUGAAUGAGGAAUGGUUUCCGUGGCCUGAUAAGAUUGUAAGGUCGUCUAUCAACCUGCCAACUGUUGUUGAUCCAGUGGUGUUCUAUCAGACGUGCACACUUGAUAUUCUCAUGCACCUUCCACGCUCUGUUUUUUCAGAACGACAGAUUGAUAUUUUACUCUGGCUACUUCGGGUCAACAAUGUAGUCGAUGUACCUUCGGUGAAGUCUGUCAAACUCAUCAAAGACACUAUUCAACGAUUAUGUGGUAUCCAUUCAAUCCCUUAUGAAGGUGCUCUUGGCCAUAGGUACUAUGUUAACUCGCUGCCUGACAUUAUUCGGCAGUUGUGUUUGAAGAAAAUGAUGAAUCCUCGUGUUCGGCCACUGUUACACUUCUACCCUGAAGAUACCGGUGUGGAACUGAAUGAAGCUCGACAAGCUAAAUGUUGGCUUGAGGAACUUGACCCGGAGCUGCUUACGCCUGUUGUCAGACUGCACAACCAAGAUUUCUUUGUUUUUGAGCCUGCAUUACUAUCGAGCGGCCAAGCCUGCAUUCCAUUUCGGUGGUUCAUACGUGGCGGGAAGAUGUACACUAAAGCUUGGUCAUUGCGGCCUGUCACUCGUGAACUGGAUUGCGGUUGGGUUGUAGAAUAUUUUCAUUCAUUUGAAGUAUCAGAAGAUAAUCUUCUUGUAUCAUUCCGAAACUGGGAUUCGAGCAAAGCCACAUCUGGUCUACCUCGUGCAUACUCGAUAUAUGGUGUAGAACGUGAACUUAAUGGCAAAUUGCAGCCAUGGACAUUAACCAAUCCUUCUGAAGGCAAUCAAUGGCGUGUUCGGGCAUCAGACCAACUUGAGUCAGUAAGAUUUGUUGUGAGCAGGCAAGUGGAAAUAACGAUGCUGGUAAAAUUUAGGGAAUCAUGGAAGCAAGGCAUCUGGGCCUGGGACUGUGUCCACGAGGAGUAUGUUCUUGUCAUCCCGUCCAUCUUGGCCUUGCUCGGGGACAACCCCAUGCAAAUGAAGGGGCACGAUGCAAGUGUGGAGAGCAAUCCUGCACGAGCAGCUGCUGCACAACCUGAAGAUACCGACCAUAGUGUUGGUGAGAUAGGAGAACCACGUCACAAGGAUGAAACUAUCGCUGAACUCAAGUCAAUGUUCAUUCAUGCGUCAACAGUCGGGAAUCAGACCCAGAUCAAACAAAGGAAGACUUCUAUGGGCAUCAAGGACACCUUUCUGGACUCAUUCUUGAAUCGCCUAGCUGAAUCAUACUGCAAAAUCCGGGGUGGCAAUAAGGCAAAACAGGAAGUGCUUGAUAGAGUUAAAGAGACACUGCCUGAAAAUGUCAUAAGUCCUGUGUGGCGAAUCAAAGGUAUCGAUCCUCACACCGACACACCUGUGGAAAUCCUCCACACAGUCCUUCUUGGGUUUGUCAAAUACCUUUGGUGCGACGUUGUCUCUGUGAGAAUCGGAAAAGACAAAUUGAAGCGGGAACUUUUAGAAACUCGCCUAUCAUCUGUUGACGUCUCAGGUCUUGGACUCAGCCAUCUCGCUGGUCACACCCUCGUUCAAUAUGCAGGAUCUCUUGUUGGUCGUGAUUUUCGUGCUAUCGCACAAGUUGCACCAUUCGUGCUUCAUGACUUGGUACCCACAGAAUGCUAUGAUACUUGGGUUGCAUUAUCAAACCUAAUACCACUCAUCUGGCAGCCUGAAAUCGAAAACUCCAUGGAACAUUUAUGCAAUCUUACAACAUCGAUCAAUAACUUUCUUGCGUGCACCGCCAGGUGGACUCCCCGAUGGUUCAAUAAGCCUAAAUUUUAUGUUCUAUUACAUGUCGUUGACCACAUUCGACGAUUUGGGCCAGCUGCUUUGUUUGCGACAGAGGCAUUUGAGUCCUUCAAUGCUGUCAUUCGUGCGAAAACCUCUAAUCCCUCAUCAGACAAGCCACCAGAUGCCAUAAACAUCAAAGUUGUUGGAAAGGGUCCAUUGUCACUUGUUCAACGGCCAAAUAUUAUUACUGACUACCUCGGACUCGACACACAUGCUGACACUAAAAAAUACGGUAAAGUUCAAUUUUACAUGAGUUCCAACUUUGAGAAAUACAAUACUAAGGGACAUAAUUUCCGUACUUGCAAGUCCAUGGUGCUUUUCAAUGGGGAUGUUUGUAAGAUAGGAGAUUGGGUUCUCGUAGUGGAUGGCACAGCAGAGCAGUCUCCAAUUGUAGCGUGUAUUCGAGAAAUUAUUCAGCGCCAAGGCUCGGAUGCAGAUAACCUUCUGUGUCCAGAUGCAAUUCUUCUGGAACGCGGAAGUGUUGGCGAACCGGCAGCAUCCUACUCUAUGCCCGCAGUCAGGGCACAUGGUGGUUUUUUGCUCUAUCCUGUCGAGCAUCAAUGCCGAGUACACAAAUGCAUGAGCUUGGCCUCCGAUGUUGAAUUUGUUUACGAAGAACGGGCGAAGACAUCAAAAGCUAAGGCUGUGAUACAUCACAUCGGGGACCCUCAUGACCUUGUUCUCAACACCGCACGGAUGCGAGACACAAAGCACAUGCAGGGCCUUCGGGUACCUAUUCAGCCGCAAGAUAUGAACCUCGCAAUCCUCGAGGGUGCUGCAAGGGAGAUUCGGACACGCAAUGACACCACUGGUGGAGCUUCCACGACAUCUAUUAUAGCGGCAGCACAUGGACCACAUGCUAAAGGCCGACAAGUUAAUAGAUCACUACAGCAACACCGGCCAUCCUUGCUGCAGUACCGACUACCGCCAAACAUUCUUAUUACAACAACAAAACUGAAAUUAUACCUUGAGGCCAUCCUUGCUGCAGUGCCAACUACCACCAAACAUCCUUAUUAUGACAACAAAACCGAAAUUAUACCUUGA